Penicillium malachiteum is the source of this 1101-nucleotide messenger RNA. Its product is annotated as alpha-hydroxy acid oxidase. The coding region runs from base 1 to 1101 and encodes 366 amino acids. The transcript has 8 exons. Lineage: Eukaryota; Fungi; Ascomycota; Eurotiomycetes; Eurotiales; Aspergillaceae. Gene Ontology annotation, molecular function: oxidoreductase activity; FMN binding. The record is from RefSeq and is a predicted model, not a curated record.
AUGGCUCACCGCGGCGAGAGUCUUCACAAAGAUGUCUGCUGUAUUGCAGACAUAAAGGAGAUCGCAGGCAAGAAGCUUCCCAUAAUGUACCGAGACUACUAUAAUGGAGGUGCAAUGGACUUGAUCACACUGAAAGAAAAUGAAACCGCCUACGACCGCUACAAAAUCCGACCUCGCAUCCUAGUCAACGUUGAAACCGUUGACACCAGCACAGAAUUCCUCGGCACCAAAGUGUCACUUCCUUUCAGUUUCGGUCCCGCAGCCUCCCACAAGCUGGCACAUCGAGAUGGAGAGCUCGCGACUUCUCGCGCAGCAGCCAAAUAUAAUAUGGGCAUGGGUUUAUCGUCAUACGCUACCUAUUCGUUGGAGGACGUCAUCGAGCAGAGUCUUGGAAAUCCUUACUUCAUGCAAAUGUGCGUGUUGAAGGAUCGCUAUAUUACGAUUCAGUUACUUGAGCGUGCAGAGAAGGCUGGGUACAAAGCACUUUUCCUAUCUGUCGACGUGCCAGUAUUGGGAAUGCGGUUGAACGAAUAUCGAAAUGAGUUCAGAAUUCCAGAGGAUAUGACUUAUCCCAACAUUCUCAGCAGUGGAGGUGAUUCAUCUGAUCGGACUGAUUACGACCCAACUCUUGAUUGGGAGACUGCGAUCCCUUGGCUGCGAAAAAACACAUCGCUUCCAAUCUGGUUGAAGGGAGUUUGUUCUCCCGAAGACGUUGAGCUCGCUAUCAAGCACGGUAUCGAUGGAAUUGUGAUCUCCAAUCAUGGUGGUCGACAACUAGAUGGCGCUCCAUCUACCCUUGACGCUCUCAGAAUCUGUGCUCCUGUUGCUCGAGGACGAAUCCCAAUCACGAUCGAUGGAGGCAUCCGUCGUGGGUCGGACAUUUUUAAAGCGUUAGCCUUGGGGGCCUCUCACUGUUUCUUGGGAAGAAUUCCAGUCUGGGGUUUAGCUUAUGACGGCCAAGACGGAGUGGAGCUGGCAAUCAAGAUCCUUCGCCAAGAACUUAAGAUUACCAUGGCGUUGGCGGGAUGUCGUUCUAUCAAAGAGAUUCAACCCUCAUAUCUCUCUAUCCUACAACCAAAUGGUAUCCUUGCCAAGCUAUGA